This is a messenger RNA of Procambarus clarkii (red swamp crayfish), 2109 nucleotides long. NCBI's taxonomy places the organism in Eukaryota, Metazoa, Arthropoda, Malacostraca, Decapoda, Cambaridae. The record is from RefSeq and is a predicted model, not a curated record.
AUGGCGCAGCGGUAUCAUGGACAGGACACUCGCUCCAUGAUGGUGGAUGGAGGAAUAGACCAAGAGGUGAUUGAGGAUGUUGCUGUCCAUCGUGUAACUUGUACCAACGUUAUGGGUAAUAUUGGCAACCCUGAAGUUAGAAGAGUGAACGCACUCUUCAUUAGUGUACAAACAGUCACUGUGGGAAUAUGCACGAAGCUAGUCAUCGGUCAAGAUGUUGGAGGAAGCAGGAAGCACAGAGCGUGGCCAGAGAUGAGAGGCACCUGGUUGGGGCAGCCCGGCCCGCCUGGAGGCACCUCACCUCCGUGGCAGCAGCAGGAGGACCCGGGUACCGCUCAAGUCCUCACCUCCGUGGCAGCAGCAGGAGGACCCAGGUACCGCUCAAGUCCUCACCUCCCUGGCAACAGCAGGAGGACCCAGGUAACGCUCAAGUCCUCACCUCCGUGGCAGCAGCAGGAGGACCCAGGUACCGCUCAAGUCCUCACCUCCGUGGCAGCAGCAGGAGGACCCAGGUACCGCUCAAGUCCUCACCUCCGUGGCAGCAGCAGGAGGACCCAGGUAACGCUCAAGUCCUCACCUCCGUGGCAGCAGCAGGAGGACCCAGGUACCGCUCAAGUCCUCACCUCCGUGGCAGCAGCAGGAGGACCCAGGUACCGCUCAAGUCCUCACCUCCCUGGCACCAGCAGGAGGACCCAGGUAACGCUCAAGUCCUCACCUCCGUGGCAGCAGCAGGAGGACCCAGGUACCGCUCAAGUCCUCACCUCCCUGGCAGCAGCAGGAGGACCCAGGUACCGCUCAAGUCCUCACCUCCCUGGCAGCAGCAGGAGGACCCGGGUACCGCUCAAGUCCUCACCUCCGUGGCAGCAGCAGGAGGACCCAGGUACCGCUCAAGUCCUCACCUCCCUGGCAGCAGCAGGAGGACCCAGGUACCGCUCAAGUCCUCACCUCCCUGGCAGCAGCAGGAGGACCCGGGUACCGCUCAAGUCCUCACCUCCGUGGCAGCAGCAGGACCCAGGCAGGACAAAAGAAAGUGACGUCCCCGUGAAGGCAGGACCCGGGAGGGACGUCCCCGUGAAGGCAGGACCCGGGAGGGACGUCCCCGUGAAGGCAGGACCCGGGAGGGACGUCCCCGUGAAGGCAGGACCCGGGAGUGACGUCCCCGUGAAGGCAGGACCCGGGAGUGACGUCCCCGUGAAGGCAGGACGCGGGAGUGACGUCCCCGUGAAGGCAGGACCCGGGAGUGACGUCCCCGUGAAGGCAGGACCCGGGAGUGACGUCCCCGUGAAGGCAGAACCCGAGAGUGAGGUCCCCGUGAAGGCAGAACCUGAGAGUGAGGUCCCCGUGAAGGCAGGACCCGGGAGUGACGUCCCCGUGAAGGCAGGACCCGGGAGUGACGUCCCCGUGAAGGCAGAACCCGAGAGUGAGGUCCCCGUGAAGGCAGAACCUGAGAGUGAGGUCCCCGUGAAGGCAGGACCCGGGAGUGACGUCCCCGUGAAGGCAGGACCCGGGAGUGACGUCCCCGUGAAGGCAGGACCCGGGAGUGACGUCCCCGUGAAGGCAGAACCCGAGAGUGAGGUCCCCGUGAAGGCAGAACCUGAGAGUGAGGUCCCCGUGAAGGCAGGACCCGGGAGUGACGUCCCCGUGAAGGCAGGACCCGGGAGUGACGUCCCCGUGAAGGCAGGACCCGGGAGCGACGUCCCCGUGAAGGCAGAACCCGAGAGUGAGGUCCCCGUGAAGGCAGAACCUGAGAAUGAGGUCCCCGUGAAGGCAGGACCCGGGAGUGACGUCCCCGUGAAGGCAGGACCCGGGAGUGACGUCCCCGUGAAGGCAGAACCCGAGAGUGAGGUCCCCGUGAAGGCAGAACCUGAGAGUGAGGUCCCCGUGAAGGCAGGACCCGGGAGUGACGUCCCCGUGAAGGCAGGACCCGGGAGUGACGUCCCCGUGAAGGCAGGACCCGGGAGUGACGUCCCCGUGAAGGCAGGACCCGGGAGUGACGUCCCCGUGAAGGCAGGACCACACCACUGCCACACCUACAGGACACCACUACCCCAGCCACACCUACAGGCCACACCUACCCUAGCCACACCUACAGGUCACACCUACCCCUAG